Molecule: messenger RNA, 1095 nt
Organism: Agrilus planipennis (emerald ash borer)
Lineage: Eukaryota; Metazoa; Arthropoda; Insecta; Coleoptera; Buprestidae
Exons: 3
Coding region: 434-721 (95 amino acids)
Source: RefSeq, a predicted model, not a curated record
CAAAUGUCAAAGAAAUUCAAAGCCAACGCUACAUGUGUUUUGUAGUAAGAAAAACGAAGUGUCCUUAAAAAUGUAGCGAUUUGCAAUUGUAUUGUUGAAAUAUAUUGCUUUCUAAAACAUGCAAGUAUGGGUAGCUGUCCAGGAUGGGUAAAAAACGUCAACAUAGAAAGCAAGAUUGAACAUGUUCAUCUAAUGGCGCCUCAAGUAACAUAGGAGAACGAAUGUUAGUUAAAUUACUUUUGAAAACUUCUGUUAUUUGGAUCUUCUCGUUUUGCAAACUGCAUUCCGAUGGUGAUUGAGAGGAGGAGAACUUCUUCUGUAGGAGGAUGCGGGGCAAGAGGGGAGAAGUUGGUAAGCGGAGAGCGCUGACUCAUUCUGUUGUUGAACUUUGAGUGGUGUAAAUAGAAAAAAUUGGGAAGGAUGUUUGCCAAAAAUGUACGGAAGUGCCGUUUUGGGAAAUGUAGGACGGGUGUUGCAGGUAUAUGAUAUUGUUGGAGUCGUUACGACGGUGGUGGCGUUAUCCGUUGUCACAACCACCACGACUGUGGCACCGGGUAGGAACAAACUGGGAUCUGGCGAAAAAGUGUGGCUUCGACAUCCCGACGUGGAGCGGUUUGGUUGUUUCUCGUGUAUUCAUUGUCUUUUCGCCAUUCAGACAAACAACCAACACAAUGGUAUCCAUCACCCCGUUGCGAUGCAACAUUUGUCGACGUCUUCGUGAAAGCUGUGACGUUGCAACAGGACUAUGUUAAGAAUGUCUUGAUUACACACCUCUACUUUUCUGUCACAUCUGCAGAAUGUAUCACGUCGAUGUUGUUAACUGCUUCUGUCGACCUUGUCAGGGGAUUCACUCAUACUUCUGCGUCUACUUUAUGAGAUCGACGAUACACACACACUUUCCUGUCUAUUCUGUACAACAGGAGAUCAAAGGCGUCAGCUCUUUCGAUCUAUUAUGCUGACUCUAACUUUCCACUAAGUUUUUAUUUCAUUACAUAAAAGUUGGUUAGUUCUUCUGAGUUCACCUAGUUCUUUUCUUCAAGAUAUUUAGUAAGUUAUUGUUAUUUUUUGUGGUUGUUUUGUUCCUGUUAUUGUAAA